AUGGCAACAGCCUUGUCGACCACGGACCCGGUCCUCAAACAGGCUUAUCGAGACUUCAUCACAGGCUGCCACAUCCUCCACUAUCACAAAGUCCUCGACGCCUACGGCCACCUCUCAAUCCGCCACCCGCACAACCCAGACCACUUCAUAAUGUCCCGCUACAUUGCCCCCGCAACCAUAGCCUCCGAAAACGACCUUAUAGAAUACCACGUCUCCAACGCCGAACCCGUCGGCCCAACCUCCACGAAAGGAUACUCCGAACGCUGCAUCCACAGCGAGAUCUACAAACGCUACGAAAGUGUCAACGCGGUCGUGCAUUCCCACUCGCCUGAGAUCGUACCGUAUAGCAUGUCCGGUGUGCCGUUGAAGCCGUGCUUCCACAUGGCGGGAUUUCUGGGGACGAGGACGCCGGUGUGGGACAUUGCGAAGUGUUGGCAGGAGGGGGAUGAGAGAAAUUUUCUUGUGAGUAAUACCCGGCUCGGGGCUUCUUUGGCAGAACGUUUCGAGGGCGAUUCUAUUUCAGGACCAGAGCUUGCGGCGGUGUUGAUGCGUGGGCAUGGCUUGACGGUCCAGGCGGGGAAUGUGAUUGAAGCGGUGGCGAAGGCUGUGUAUACUCAGACGAACGCGGCGAUUCAGACGACGGCUUUGGUGACGUGGUCGAGCUAUUUGGGACUUGGUGCUCAUUCUGGAGAUGUGCCCGAAAUGGCCUACCUGGACGAAGACGAGGCUGAGGGAGCAGCUGAAUUGAUGACGGUGUCGAGCACCAGAGCUUGGAGGCUCUGGGCGAGAGAGGUGGAAGCUGCUUGGUUGUAUGUCAAUAGCAUUGCAUGA
Molecule: messenger RNA, 831 nt
Organism: Zasmidium cellare ATCC 36951
Lineage: Eukaryota; Fungi; Ascomycota; Dothideomycetes; Mycosphaerellales; Mycosphaerellaceae
Exons: 2
Coding region: 1-831 (276 amino acids)
Biological process (GO): pentose catabolic process
Cellular component (GO): cytosol
Molecular function (GO): aldehyde-lyase activity
Source: RefSeq, a predicted model, not a curated record